AUGGCGUUGUCCGAAGUGUUACAGGGUCUCGGGACCUCGCAGACGUUGUUGACUGUUGUUUCCCUUGCAUUGGGCAUUCUCGCCGCCUACCUCUAUUUCAAUCGAGCUCUUCCUGAAGGUGCACCGCCAUUGAUCAAAGGAGACUGGCCUCUAAUCGGACCUAUAAAGUUCUGGACCAGACGAUGGGAUUUCUUCAAGGAAGCAGCGAAAAUUUCAGCGAAUGGCAACUUCUCUUUCCAUGUCGGCAACCAUGUAGUUGUAGGAGUAUCUGGAGAUGAAGGCAGACGGUCUUUUAUCGAUAACAAACAUCUGGAUGCCACUACAGGAUACUCUACUUUGUUUGCCGGUUCUCCAACAGUGCCAAAGGCCAUUGAUUCGGACCAAGACGAUGUCGACGACCAACACUUUUUCAGGCGUCUCCUUGCCAUGCUGAAGAAAGAGAAUUUUGUCCAAAACCUGGACUCUCUGAUCGCAGACACACGAUCGCGCUUGGAAGACCUUGUUAAAGACCCCUCAGGCAUGACCGAUCCUUUCGAGAGCAUCUAUGGUGUCGUGUACCAACUUACCAUGCGAACGGUCGCGUGCAAUGAGAUCGCCAACGAUCGUGAUCUCUUGGACAAGACACUGGACAUGUUUGAGAAGAUUGAGGCUUCAUCUUCUGCAAAACUUAUUAUUCUCCCUUGGUUCCCCUUUCCUGGAAAACUCAAGCGUCUCUGGUAUGGAGCCAGACUCUACAUGAUCUUCAAGAACAUCAUCGAGGAUCGAGCCAAAAACGGACGCAGAGAAAAUGACCCACUGCAAUUUAUGAUUGAAAAGGGCGACAGUGUCAAGGAGAUCUUGACAUUUAUUCUCGGCGCUUUAUACGCGGGUCAAUUGAACUCUGGCAUCAAUGCUGCUUGGGUCAUCAUCUACCUUGCGAACGACCCUUACUGGCGUGGAAAAGUUUUCGAGGAAGUCAAGGCAAUGGCCGAGAGGUACGACAGCGACACCUCAAAGUCGCUUCCGGAAAGACUAGCAUCUGCGCCUCUCGAGGCUUGGGAGACCGAGUUGCCCUCAAUCGACCUCUGCUUACGAGACAGUAUCCGUUUGAACUUGGUUGGAUCCAUGUUCCGUCAGAACCUGUCAAAGAGCCCUGUCAAGGUAUCAGAUAGUGAAGAGAUCCCAGCAGGAGCUUUUGCAGCAUAUGCAAUUGCCAACGUACAUCUCAACCCUGAGAUUUAUGCCGAGCCCGAGAAAUGGGAUCCAUCACGCUACCUACCAGACAGAGCAGAGGACCAAAAGACGAAAUUUGCAUAUCUCGGCUGGGGUGCAGGUAGACAUCCGUGCCUCGGCAUACGUUUUGCCAAACUUGAGCAAAAUAUCAUCCUCGCCUUCUUCCUCGCUUAUUUUGACUUUGAUAAGCUGGUGGACGAACAUGGCAAGCAGAUUGCAGAACAACCCCGAGGCGACAUGAACAGUCACUCGGCAGCCAAGCCAAAACAGAAGAUUUACGUCAAGUACAGCGUCCGAGGAUGA
Molecule: messenger RNA, 1515 nt
Organism: Aureobasidium melanogenum CBS 110374
Lineage: Eukaryota; Fungi; Ascomycota; Dothideomycetes; Dothideales; Saccotheciaceae
Product: cytochrome P450
Exons: 4
Coding region: 1-1515 (504 amino acids)
Molecular function (GO): iron ion binding; monooxygenase activity; oxidoreductase activity, acting on paired donors, with incorporation or reduction of molecular oxygen
Source: RefSeq, a predicted model, not a curated record